AUGUCCAGCAAUCCGAGCGAAUCAACCUUGGCCCUGGAUCAAACAAGCGAUACCAAGAAAGAUCAUUCGCGAGAAGAACGCGCCGCCGCGGCUGCCGCCGCAAUGAAAUGGGGCAUCACUCCAAAGCCUUAUGACCCUAAUGAGAAGCCUGGACCUGACCAUCCCGUGCAUAAAAUUCCCCUUGAAAAGCAAGAAAAAAUGCGCAAGAAGGGCAUCAACCCGGUGCUCCGGGCCGAGAUGGACGAGUCGACGAAAGGCGAGGGUGGAUUUUGGAGAAAAGUCGCCCAGACGUCUAUGGGUGGAGGAUGGAUUAAAUAA
Penicillium argentinense is the source of this 318-nucleotide messenger RNA. RefSeq lists its product as uncharacterized. The transcript has a single exon. NCBI's taxonomy places the organism in Eukaryota, Fungi, Ascomycota, Eurotiomycetes, Eurotiales, Aspergillaceae. Bases 1 to 318 code for a protein of 105 amino acids. The record is from RefSeq and is a predicted model, not a curated record.